This is a messenger RNA of Juglans regia (Persian walnut), 933 nucleotides long. Its product is annotated as cold-regulated 413 plasma membrane protein 1-like. Gene Ontology annotation, cellular component: membrane. Lineage: Eukaryota; Viridiplantae; Streptophyta; Magnoliopsida; Fagales; Juglandaceae. The record is from RefSeq and is a predicted model, not a curated record. The transcript is spliced from 4 exons. The coding region runs from base 132 to 740 and encodes 202 amino acids.
AAAAUGCACAGGCUGCCAGACACGUAAAUUUAAGAUCCUCUCAGACUCUCUCUCUCUCUGUGUUCAUGUUCUAUAUAUCUCCUCUCCUCUUAGACACACACGAGAUAUUCGAGGAAAUAUUUGAUUGAUUAAUGGGGAAGAAAAGCUACAUAAGGAUGAAAACGGAACAAAAAGCGAGCGAGUUGAUCAGCGCUGAUCUUACUCAGCUUCGAUACGCCGCCAAAAAGCUCGGUACCGAUGCUAUCAACCUUUGCAGCUUGGGCCUCGGUACCUCUUUGCUCGAAUGGGUUGCUUCUUUCGCUGCAAUUUACUUGUUGAUUCUGGAUCGAACAAAUUGGAAAACAAACGUUCUUACAGCUCUACUCAUCCCAUACAUCUUCUUGAGCCUUCCUUCACUGCUGUUCAGCAUCUUCAGGGGAGAGAUUGGGAGAUGGAUUGCUUUUGUUGCUGUUGUGUUGCGCCUUUUCUUCCCCCGCCAUUUCCCAGAUUGGCUAGAACUUCCAGGAGCGUUGAUUCUUUUGAUGGUCGUGGCUCCUAGCUUGAUUGCAGAUACCUUAAGGGACAGCUGGGUUGGGGUGCUGAUAUGUCUUGCAAUAGCAUGUUAUUUGCUACAAGAACACAUCCGGGCAUCUGAUGGGUUCAGAAAUUCUUUCACAAGAGCCAAUGGCUUAUCAAACUCGAUUGGUAUAAUCCUUCUGUUGGUUUAUCCCGUCUGGGCACUUGUACUUGAUAUCCUAUAGCCUCACUGUUAGCAGCUUCGAGGUGUGUGUUUUUAGUGAACCCUCUGUCUUGUAUCAUUUCUUUACAAAAACCUACAAAUUCCUUACCAUUGUUGUGUUAUUCAGAUAUGUUACCAUUUGCAUCUUCAUAAAUCUGAAUGGAAAAAUUGUGUUUCAUUCUGUUGAAUUUAUAAAAGAACAACGUUAAUUUUCU